This is a messenger RNA of Aspergillus alliaceus, 5040 nucleotides long. RefSeq lists its product as uncharacterized. Lineage: Eukaryota; Fungi; Ascomycota; Eurotiomycetes; Eurotiales; Aspergillaceae. Gene Ontology annotation, molecular function: protein binding. The transcript is spliced from 3 exons. The record is from RefSeq and is a predicted model, not a curated record. Bases 1 to 5040 code for a protein of 1679 amino acids.
AUGAGCAACCAACCAUGGCUCGACAAUCUCUCAGACGACUGGGUGUCCGUCCCCGGAACUCCUACCAGCCCUGUGCCAACGCGAUCCGCAAACCACUCUCGUCGCACUAGUUUACAGAGCUUACAAGGACUACCGAGCUCUCCCAGUCGCAUUCCUGUCCCCGCGCGUCGCUCUGUCGAACCAUCUCCCUUGGACAAGAAAAAGGUCUCCCGUCCCUGUCAUUUCGUGAGGAGAGAACCGCCGACGCCCAAGACUCCGCGAACCCCCAAGACCCCCUCCAAGUUACGAUCCCCCGCCCCGGAGAAGUCGAAGAAAACACUGAAGCCAGAUAUACCCUCCGCACGUAAACAGAAAUCGCCUAUGGAUACCAGGUCGCCCCUACGAUCUGUGUCUAAUGCGUCCACGCAAUCUGGCCAGCAGAGUACAGUACAAGUGAGACCGAAGAAGGGAAAAAGCAAAGAGAGCACACCGGAGUGGCGGAAAAGGCUGGUCCGUGGCGAGAUCCCUUCGGGGGAGCAGCGCGAUUUGUUCGCUCCUAUCGGAUUAGAAGGUGUGUUCAAACCGCCGACGCCAGGAUCCGAAAAAGGACAACAUGAGGCGAUUCCGAUGAUGAAACAAAGGGAUGAGCUGUGGGAUUUCAGUCAACCGUCAGAUAGAGACCAUGAUACAAGUCCAAGGAAGAAGUCAUCGCGCACACGGAGCGUUAUCGACCAUGAUGUUGCGAAUACCUCAGUUGAUGAAGGAGCUGUGCCACCAGCGUCUAGUUCUCAAGCGCCUAGUUCUCACCCACAGGAGAAUGUGGAACCCAGUCACAGCCCGAAAGGAUCGCCUAAGCGUACAUUGGAAAUGCAAAAGGGUCCCCAGGAAGGUCAUUCAGACCGUAAUCCCGGAUCCAGUACUGUUCAGGACGAUACACAAAUGAGAUCUGCAAGUGGUCUCGAAGAGCUUCGUAAUGAGGGAAUUACGCCCAUCACGUUUACGCGAACCAAUACGGUGGAAGGCAAUGGUACGUCCGAAGUUAUACGGUCAGCGUUGAAGCAGGUCACCAGCAAACUUCAGAAACUCUCUCUACCCCCAUAUGAGCGGCCGGACUCGAGAGCAAGUGACAGCGUUUUAUUAAAUCAGCAACCCGAAUUUACUCUCGACCCUCUCUCAGAAGAAGACAUAUUCGAUGUCACGAGUCAUUCAUUGCCCAGAGAUCUGUCUAUGGGAACUUUGGAUUAUCGAGGCCGCGGAGGUUUUCCAAAUCUGCGCCGGGGACAGUAUUUAAAUGAAGACUCCUUCUUUAAGCAUCAACUCUCUCCACCAACCUUCCCUUCUCAGCGUUUAUCUCCAUUUUUCUCCGAAUAUUCGAGGAUUCGAAGUUCGCCGCCUUUCUAUAAUCGGACAAAUCCCAUACUCGACCCACCAACACUGCCUAGACCGUCGUCAGCUCAUGUUAAGGCGCCGGAGCUCGGAGAGAAUAAGGCUGAGGUUAUACCCUCUUCAGGAAGCCCCUUGAAACUCUUCGGGACCCAUGACACAUUCACAAAUAAUAAACUGCUACGACGAAUGAGCCAGUUCGAAGAAACCUUCGGGGAUGUUUCUGAAGAAGAUGAACCUGCUUCGCCCUCCGAGGAGGCUCGACGUAAGGGCGAGAGCCGAAGCUUGUUGAGCGAGAAAAAGGAUACGAUGGGCGAAAGCUCUUUGCGAACGGCUGAACGCCCGCGGUCACGCAGUACCGCAAAUUCUCGUAUCAGUCGGUUUGGUGAUGGCCAACUCGAUAAUUUCGAUUUUCACGACACAAGUCCUUAUGAGCCCAAGUUUCUGAACAGCGACAUUCCUGAUAUCGAGGUCCUUCCUUCGUCGAGGCGGAGACGAUAUCUGCGACGUCCGUCGCAUAGGGACCCAAGCCGUCGCUCGGAACUUCACCUUCCUGACUCGAUAGACAAGGAAUCGAACACAGAAAGAGUAUUCAACUCGAAUAACCAAGAUCCGUUCCCACUGGCAAAUCCUGAACAGGCAGAACUGGAAUGGAAUCCGAAUCUGAGGUCUCCUGCAAAAGAUCCAACGCCCAAGAGGCGCAGAACCUUCGGGCAAUCACCGUUCUCGACAGGGGAGGAUGAGGGAGAAGCGGUCCAGAGUGGUCAGUCUGGGAAUAAAUUGUCCUUACUACAGAGGAGCUUAAUGCAACAUGGGUUGCAAUAUGAUAACGACAGCCUGCUCCGGCCUCAGUCAUCCCAACGCCCCAGGACGCCAACGCCCAGCCAAACAAGGUCUACAAGAUCGACAAGAUCUACAAGGAAAAGAUCUUCACCGAGCAAAAAUGAACCUGACAUUAUGUAUAAUGACGAGAAUACUCCGCCAGAGGCAAGUGUGCCAAUGGUAAAAGUCACUGGUGUUCAUGAUGAAAGGCGGAAAGGGUCAAUAACAACCCAGGACUUCCUUAACGAGGCGACAAAGAUAAUGGACAUUAUCAGAUCAAAAGGAAGAGCUGUAGGUGGCCUUUCCAGCGUAGAAGAGUCCGAGACAGAGGACAAGAACGAAAGUGACAGUUACGAAGAUGAAUCCACUCGAGAAGAGUUCUCACGUCCCCCGAGUCGGGAAGGUGUUGAUAUGCGGAAAUUACGGGAGCCGCAGGAGCCGAAUCCAAGGAUAUUAAGCCACCUGAAGAAAUUCCAAGAACAUGAUGACUUGGAGUUUGGUGAUAACGCUUCUGUUACAUCGCUGGACUUUGACAAUGAAGGGCACUCUUCUUCUCAGGUAGAGAACAACAGCAAGGAUGAGCAAGGUCAUGAAGCCUCCAUAAAUCAAGCAUUUGAGAAUAUGCAACCUGAUGACGAUGUAUUUGAGGAGCGGGAACGGAAAUCAUCCGCACCUACCUCCGGCGAAGAUGAUGACCUGCCAGAUCUCUUGACCUUCAAUACGCAAAUAUCGUCUAAAAGUCUCAGCGCCCGUUCAGUACCUACUGGCUCAUCGCAAAGCUCUCAUGCUAAGGGUGUUCUGUCAUCUGAUCUUGUGUCUCAUUUGAUCCCAGAACAGGUGAACGGUCUGACUUACGACCGUUACAGGCAUCAGUGGAUCAGGGAGAGGUCCGAAGUUUCCUUUCAAAAGCCUAAAGGGGAAGACAGUGAGGAUGAUCCAUUCCGAGAUAUCCCCGACCUUAGUGUAGAUGAAUUGCAAGAAAUGAUGAGGAUGGAAAACUCGCCUUCUCCUGAGCGAACGAAGGACUCUGUUCUGUUAGAAGAUGACAACGCUCCAAGACCACUGAGUCGAAAGUCUCGUUCUCCUAGUUCGGUGGUUCGGCCAGCAACUAAAGAUGACGAACCUUCAGUUGCUGCCGGCUCUUUGCAGUCUAAGGCGACGUGCUCGUCCCCUAGUAUUCUGGAUUCGGCGACUAAAGUAGCCUCCUGGGAUUCUGAAGCUCAACAGAAGAGAGCAUCCUCUAGCGAAGUCGAACAUGAGAUACAGCUUCACGAGGGUCCUGAGCCUUUUGAACCUAAUUGGGAACAUGUUCGUCGCUUAGUUCUUCGACACAAGGGGCUUAUUACUCUUCACAAGCUCUGCGAUUUUUGCCCUCAACUCGAAGACCUCGAUGUUUCUAACAACAGUAUUGGACAAUUGAGUGGAGUGCCUUCAACCUUGAGAACUCUAAGAAUACCGCAAAACUGUCUUUCUAAUCUCACAGCCUGGGGUCACCUGAUAAACCUGCAAUACUUAGAUGUCUCUGGCAAUGAGCUUGAAAGUCUGGAUGCAUUCAGCCGCUUGAUUCACCUGAGGGAGCUGAAAGCUGAUGAUAACAACAUUCGAAGCAUUGAUGGUAUCUUUGAGCUGGACGGACUUCUCAGUUUGAAGUUGCGCAACAACAGCUUGACCACUGUCGAUUUUGGAGGUUCGGAUUUAAUUCGCCUUCAAGAAUUAGACCUCAGCCAUAACCAGCUGAUUUCCAUUCGGAAUCUCGAGACGCUUUCAGCACUGUCAACUCUCGACCUUAGCUUUAACCAACUAGCUAGAGUCGCCCCGUCAGCAUCUAUGCCAUACUUGUCAUCUCUGAGACUCUCAAGUAAUCAGUUACAUAGUCUGGAUGUUGAGGCUUUUCCGUCACUCAGCCUCCUUUACCUUGACCACAACUAUCUCUUCACAGUCUCCGGGCUUGCACAAUGUCCAGAUUUGGAGGUCUUCUCUGCCCGAGAGCAGAUGAACACACGCGAUCACAAUGGUGGUUUCUUUGACGUGGACUUGGGCUUGGUAAAAGAUGUUCGAAAGGUCUUCUUAUCGUGCAAUAAGCUGUCUUUGCAGUGCCUCUCACCUUCCACUCCCCUUUCGGGGUUGCAAUUGCUCGAUAUUGCAUCCUGCAACAUUCAAAGCCUUCCUGCGGAUUUUGCUCUGAAUUUCCCGAACGUCAGGGUUCUCAACCUGAAUUUCAACUCCCUGGCUGGUAUUAAUGAAUUGGCAGGAUUGAACUGUCUGUCCCGACUGGCAUUGGCUGGUAACUGCAUCGCGAGGCUAAGGAGGCUUUGUCAAGUUUUGAGCCGGAUAGGAAGAACCAACAAAGCCAAGGUCUCUACCCUUCAAAAGGUAGAUGUGAGAGGCAACCCACUUACCGUCAGAUUCUAUCCCCCAGCUAUCACUGGUGGCGGGAAAGUGAGUGACUCAGAGAGUCUGACAGUCGAGGAUAAGCCCAUUCAGCGGGAGCAAGUGGGCUUGGAUAUCCAAUCUGUGCUCGCCGAGUUCGGGCAGGCCGAAAAUGUAGACCGCUCGGUUCUCAAUGAAAAUGAUGACGAGCCUACCUCUGAAAAGGAUGUCACUAUUGACGACCCCUACACGUUGCCACCGGCAGAUCCCAAGGCUGACCAGAGAUAUUUGUCUCAUUUGGAUGACCCAACACGACUACGACGCAGAGUAUUCGAACUCAUGCUGUAUGCCGGAACAGGCGGCUCACUCAAAAUCUUAGACGGAUUGCACUUGCGACCCUCGUUAGAACCAGGCUCCGACAUGGAUCACGCCUGGAAGAAGCUUGAGAAGCUCGGCGUACUCAAAAGAAAAGCCAUUACAGGAUGA